Messenger RNA from Conger conger (European conger), 2120 nucleotides. It is a transcript of the gene hhla2b.1, whose product is annotated as HERV-H LTR-associating 2b, tandem duplicate 1. The transcript is spliced from 8 exons. Gene Ontology annotation, cellular component: external side of plasma membrane. Lineage: Eukaryota; Metazoa; Chordata; Actinopteri; Anguilliformes; Congridae. Bases 73 to 1302 code for a protein of 409 amino acids. Gene Ontology annotation, biological process: T cell costimulation; negative regulation of T cell proliferation; cellular response to lipopolysaccharide. The record is from RefSeq and is a predicted model, not a curated record.
CUGUCCCCUUCUGCUCUGACAGUAAAGAACAACUCCUCAGAAGCAACCUAAAAUACAACACACAGUUUUACUAUGUGGAAGAAUGCGAUGGCGGCUGCUCAUGCUCUUGUCUAUGCUUUGGUCUGGAUCGUGACAACGACAAAUGGAAAAAUUCCUGACGUGUUUGUCUCCUGUCGGUUUUCUGAGGACUGCCUGCUGCCCUGUGCAUUCAAGCCUGCGGCGGAGGAGGUGAUUGGCUGGACCAGACAAGAAGUCAUGGUGCACAGCUUUGCGCAGGGCAGAGACCAGCUGGACCAGCAGCACACACACUUCACAGGCAGGACAGCCCUGUUCACAGACCAGAUCGCCCACGGUAACGCCUCCCUUUUGCUGAAGCUGUGCAACACCCAGGAUCGGGGGCGGUACCACUGCCACGUUGCCACCACCCGGGGGAACCAGGAGUCCUUCGUCAUCGCCAAGGUGGAGGCUCCUGUCCAGUCCCUGACCCUGGAGAUGACCCGACUGAGUGGGCACGAGGAGCUAAAGUGUUCGUCCCGGGAUGUCUACCCAGCCCCCCACGUGUCUUGGUAUACAGUCCCCCCAGAGCCUCUGGACACCCUAAAGCCCAUCACACGAAAGAUGGCCAACAAGAACGGCCUGUAUUCCGUAGAGAGCAAGCUGAGGAAGCUCCCGAGGAAAGACUCAAGUACUUACACAUAUUUCUGCACUGUCAACUCCUCCUAUGAUACACAGACCUGGAGGGCCUCACUGCAGGAGAGAGAACUGAGCAGUGAGGAAGGGGGUGAGCUGACCAUCCCCUGCCUAUCCCCGAUGGCCCUCCACAACUUCACCCUCACCUGGACCUUCACCAGUGCAGACGAGUCCAAGGACAUUCUCACCUUCAACAGCCAGACCGAGUUGACCUCCAACCAGUGGGCUGGGCAGGCCCAAGUGGACCAUGACCUUAUCCUGUCAGGAGAUGGAUCACUCCGCCUCCAGAAUCCGCAGAAUGCAGAACACACAGGGACUUACACCUGCACUUUCUCCAAUGGUCGAAGCCACCACAUGGUGCACAUCUGGGUCAACAUAACCGCCACAGCAGUUGAGAGACUGCAGGCAGAGGGGUCCUCCUGGCUGUGGGUGUUUGCUGUUUUACUGGCUGCAUUGGCUGUCCUCGUCACUGUGCUGAUACUGUGCCGGAGAAAGAAAGCUGACCGAUCACCAGCGAGUAAAUCAGCUGAAGUAGCCACAGAGAUGCAUGCAAUGUCGACAGAUGAAAGAGAAAAUGGAAUCCAGUCAGAAAAUAGUAAUCAAACUGAUUAAGAUGAAAGAAAAAAUGAAACUGAUUAUUGCAAUGUGGUGUUCCCUACAAAAGAGCUAUGAAAGGUUAUAAUGCUCUACACCCCUCUUGGAUCACUUUAACUUUUACACAAUCAGAACCCGGGUCAGGAUCAGAACCCGGCAUCCUGAUCUAAGACCAGCUAUUGGGAGCAGGAUGCACAUCAACUGGUUUUUGAAGAUGGACUGAUGGAAUAUAGUUUUUUCAGGGGUGGGGGUGUGGAAAAACACCAAACAAUAAUUGCUGCUACAUCUCAUUUGACAUGAGUGGGGCAGUCACAGAUGUUCUUUCAUCUGAUUUUGAUGAUGCCAUGUGCAUUGGACCAGGAUAAGUGUUUUUGGGAGGUGGAAGUGUGAACAGUGAAGAUGAGGAGGCGGCCGAGGAGGAGGUCAUUGUCCAUCCUGCUUAUUUACAGGGAAUUCUGCUUCAGAUCUCCACCGAUCUGUGUCCCACACUGCCCCACCCUACACUCAACUGACCCCAAUAAUCUGAUCUUGUUGAUUGAACUGUAUAAUGGCCUAUUGGCAUCUCAGCCUUCAUUUUGAUGUAAACCUCAAAGUUGCAGGUGCAUAACCUUGUGAAACGUGCUCAUAUCUAACUCGUAUCACACAGCUAAACUGUGAAUGAAGGUCAUUAGGAAUGUUUUUCUUCUGCAUUUGCACCUAUGUAAAGCAGUUUAACAUUGAAAUUACUUUGCAAACAAGACACAUAAUCAUAAUACUUAUUCAAAAACAUUGCUGUUUUUACUUUGUCAUUUUGGGUUUUUUAAAUAUGCCUUCAACAAGUAAAUUCCUUAUUUAUU